AUGAGUGGUGUGUCUGAAGAACAGAACGAAAUUUAUAUGGAAAUCGAUAAAGACUACUUGUUCAGAAGUGUCUACGCAAAAGAUCGAUCAACUAAAAUUAGACUUGUCAGACUUGGCAUUAUACCACAUUUAAAAGUAGAGCAAAAGUCGUGCGACAUGGUUCAUGACAUUCCUGUUUUCUUAAUUCCAACAAAAUAUUGGAAAACUUAUGACAUUCCGGCGUUGAAUAAUGUGCAAGUUGCUCUUUAUCUUCCAUCACUGUCGACAGUGCGUAACUUGGUAAAUUCAUUCAAAAAUAUGGGAGUAAAAUAUAUGACAAUAAAAGGAAAUCAAGAAGGAGAAUUGCAAUUUUGUGGUGAUUUGGAUUCAACAAAUAUUGCUGUAUAUUUUUCAAAUCUUCAAAAUGUGUGUUUACAGGAUGGAGACGAUUGUGAUAGAAAUGAAUUGAGAGUAUUACGAAGAGUACGAGUUGAUAUUAAGGCUGUCCAUACUUUUCUUCGAAGUCUGUCUACUGGUUUUACAGUGUUACGAAUAUUAUUGAGAAUUGUUCCGGAGAAAAUGGCGAUAUUUUCGGUGGAGCAGAAUGAAGCUUCAGUGAUUUACAUCGUUAGUGGAAUGGCAUAA
Messenger RNA from Thelazia callipaeda (thelaziosis nematode), 624 nucleotides. NCBI's taxonomy places the organism in Eukaryota, Metazoa, Nematoda, Chromadorea, Rhabditida, Thelaziidae. The record is from the annotation of a GenBank genome assembly.